AUGUACCUGAGGAGCAUUGUCCGUGCCCCUUCCCUGCUCCAUGCCGGGACCCGGCAGCACCCGCAGGGGUUAACUCGGCGGAGGCGAUCCGGAUGGUGCCGUUACAAAGCUGUGAUCUUUGAGGAGAGCGGGGUGCUCCUCCCGGCCCCCUACAAGACAGCCACGGACUGGGAGGCCCAGAACUGUAUUCCAGCUGGCACCAUCCAACAAGCCAUACUCUCUGGAGGGGAAAACAGUCCCUCUCUGAAGUACACAAGAGGAGAGCUGACAGCUGUGGAGUUUUUGCAGGAAUUGGGACAGCUGUGCUUUGAGAUUGCAAAUGUCUGUGUUCCAGAGGACUCUUUUCUCUCGGACUUGAUCAGAAAGGAGAUGAUGAAACAGCUCCCCAUAAUGGCAGAAGCAGUACAGUGUAUCCGUGCAGAAGGCCUUAAGACAGCUCUUGUAAGGAGCAACCGCUGCCUGCUGAAAGGAGAGAGCUUUGUGCCCCUGGACCGAAAACACUUCGAUGUGAUGAUGGAAUCUUACUGGGAAGGAAUGCACAAGCCCAGUCCUCGUCUCUACAAGCUGUGCUUGGAGCGCAUGGGCGUUCAGCCCCGCGAAUCCAUCUUCCUGGACAACAGCAGCCAGAACCUAGAAGCAGCAGCCCAGCUUGGCAUUACCACGGUGAAGGUUGACGAUCCAGAAGUUGCAUUCAAAGAGCUGGAAACCUACCUGGGUUUUCCUUUGCAAGGGUUUGUUCCAUAUACUUGUUCAGUGAGACCAAGCAUGGAAAUCCCAAAAAAUCAUCUGCAAAACUACCUCGAAAACGUUCUCAGUGACCAGGCAACAGGCCCACUAGUGUUACGGCAGUUUGGCCACGGAAAGUGCACCCGGACCUAUCAUGUCAAGUUUGGAGAUCGCUCGCUAGUGCUGAAGAAGGAGCCCUCUGGCAGCGUGCGUCCCUCAGGCCCUACUGUCAGAAGGGAAUACAGUUCACACACCUGCCCCGGCAGGGUACUGAAGGCACUGUCUGAGGCUGGUGUUCCUGUUCCCACUGUACUUGCUCUCUGCGAGGACAGAAGCACCCUUGGCACACCUUUCUUCCUGAUGGAGCACUGUGCUGGCCGUGUCUUCAGGGACGUCUCCCUCCCCAUGCUGCAGCCCAGCCAGCGGCAGGCUGUUUAUGCUGCCAUGAGUCAAGUCCUCUCCAAGAUCCACAGCGUGGACCUCAGCGCAGCCAAGCUGGAGAACCUUGGGGAGCAUGGUAAUUACAUUCAGAGGCAAGUUGAGACCUGGACAAAGCAGUAUCGAGCUGUGGCAACUCAUGUUAUCCCAGCCAUGGAGAGACUCAUCGAGUGGCUGCCUCUGCAUUUUCCUGACUCGCAGAGGACGACAGUCGUGCAUGGUGAUUUCAGGAUGGACAACUUGGUCUUUCAUCCAGACAGGCCAGAAGUCCUUGCUGUCCUUGGCUGGAAGCUUUCAACUCUAGGAGAUCCCAUCUCUGAUUUGGCGAAUAACUGUAUGGCCUUCUUCCUGCCACCUCACUUCAAUGCGCUGAGAGGCUUGUGGAAGCGUGAUUUGGGGCACCUGGGAGUCCCCACGGCAGAGGAGUAUUCCCAGAUGUACUGUGACCACGUGGGAGUGGAGCGCCCUGAGAACUGGAAUUUCUACAUGGCCCUCGCCUUUUUCCGACUGGCUGCAGCGCUGCAGGGACUCUCCAAACGCUCUCUGGCAGGGAGGCCAGUCCCAGGUGAAGGCAGCCCGGAGGAUGCAGAGUUUGUGGCCGACCUGGCUUGGGAGUUCGCCAUAAAAGAAGGAUUCCGUGUGUUUGACCGCCUCCCCGCCACAAAGCCUCCCCCACGACCUUCCAGCACCUGUGCCAGGCGAGGGCCAUUCCUCAGCAGGAGCUAUGGUACCUGGCCACGUCCUGGGGCAGCUCCUGAGCCCAAAGGCCCCCUGGUCACUCCCUUCGCCAGCCUGCUGGGGAUGGCCUGGGGUCUUUGCUGCAAGCUGGAAAAGAUCAUGGGUGGCCAGUGGAGUCUUCUGAUUUUCCAGACCGGAUGGACUCCACGUCCUCUUCUAGAGCUUAAGGCAGAGAGUGGCAGGACCAAAGCAGAGGCUCUGAUGAUGACUUUACAGGCCGUGGAUCAGGAGAGCCAGGUCUCUGAAGCAGAACAUCUCAGCAGUGCAGACCCCAGCCUGGUGCUUCACUCGGACCUGAGAUCCCCGUCUGACUGA
Tauraco erythrolophus (red-crested turaco) is the source of this 2217-nucleotide messenger RNA. NCBI's taxonomy places the organism in Eukaryota, Metazoa, Chordata, Aves, Musophagiformes, Musophagidae. The record is from RefSeq and is a predicted model, not a curated record.